Meriones unguiculatus (Mongolian gerbil) is the source of this 2700-nucleotide messenger RNA. RefSeq names its product inhibitor of nuclear factor kappa B kinase subunit epsilon (gene Ikbke). Gene Ontology annotation, molecular function: protein serine/threonine kinase activity; ATP binding. Gene Ontology annotation, biological process: peptidyl-serine phosphorylation. NCBI's taxonomy places the organism in Eukaryota, Metazoa, Chordata, Mammalia, Rodentia, Muridae. The record is from RefSeq and is a predicted model, not a curated record. Gene Ontology annotation, cellular component: cytoplasm.
AUGCAGAGUACAACUAAUUACCUUUGGCACACUGAUGACCUUCUAGGGCAGGGGGCCACUGCUGGUGUGUACAAGGCCUGAAACAAGAAAUCGGGGGAAGUGGUUGCUUUAAAGGUCUUCAAUUCAACCAGCUACUGGCAGCCCCCUGAGGUGCAAGUGAGGGAGCCUGAAAUCCUGGGGAAACUGAAUCAUCAGAACAUCGUCAAGCUGUUCGCUGUGGAGGAAACAGUGGGAAGCAGCCAGCAGAAGGUGCUGGUGAUGGAUUAUUGCUCCAGUGGGAGCCUGCUGAGUGUGCUGGAAAACCCUGAGAACACCUUUGGGCUUCCUGAGGAGGAGUUCCUGGUGGUACUGCGCUGUGUUGUGGCUGGCAUGAACCACCUGCGGGAGAACGCAUUGUCCACCGUGAAUAUCAUGCGCCUGAUGGGGAAGGAGGGGUAGAACAUCUAUAAGCUGUCUGACUUCGGGGCUGCCCAGAAGCUGGACGAUGAUGAGAAGUUUGUUUCUGUCUAUGGUACAGAAGAGUACCUACACCCUGACAUGUAUGAGCGGGCAGUGCUUUGCAAACCCCAGCAAAAGGCGUUCGGGAUGACUGUGAAUCUCUAGAGUAUUGUGGUGACCCUGUACCAUGCAGCCACUGGUAGUCUGCCCUACAUCCCCUUUGGUGGGCCCUGGCACAACAAGGAGAUCAUGUAUAGAAUCACCACAGAGAAGCCAGCCGGGGCCAUUUCAGGGACUCAGAGGCAGGAAGAUGGGCCCCUGGAGUGGAACUAUAGCCCCGUCACCUGCAGACUGUCCAUGGAAGGGCUGCAGAGCCAGCUAGUGCCCAUCCUAGCCAACAUCCUGGAGAUAGAACAGGCUAAGUGCUGGGGCUUCAAUCAGUUCUGCAGUGACAUCCUGCAGCAAACCAUCAUCCAUGUCUUCUCCCUGCCCCAGGUGGUCUUGCAUCAUGUCUACAUCCAUGCCCAAAACACGAUUUCCAUCUUUUUGGAGGCUGUAUGUGAGCAGACCAACGUGGCCCCCAAACAACAGGAGUAUCUCUUUGAGGGUCACCCCUGUGUCCUUGAGCCAAGCCUCUCAGCACAGCACGUGGCCCACAGAAUUGCCAGCAGCCCUCUGACUCUGUUCAGUAUGGCCAGUGAUACACCCAAGGGGCUGGCCUUCAGAGACCCUGCUCUGGACAUCCCAAAGUUCGUCCUCAAGGUCGACCUACAGGUAGAUUACAGCACAGCUAAGGGGGUGCUGGGAGCUGGCUACCAGGCCCUGUGGCUGGCGUGGGUCCUGCUGGAUGGGCAGGCAUUGAUGCUUCAAGGGUUAUGCUGGGUCCUGGAGGUGCUUCAGAACACGUGCCAGCAGACACUAGAGGUCACACGGACAGCCCUUCUCCUCCUCAGCAGCAGUCGGGGCUCUGAAAGGUUCAACAGUGGUACCAGGAAACCUCACUUCUAGGAACUAAAGGAGGCCACAGAGCUGAGGUCCAAGCUUCAGGCUUGCUCAGAGGUCCUCUCUAGAUGUUCCCACAAUGUUAUAGAAACCCAAAUGAGCCUGAACUGCCUGGGUGGAGAGCUUUUAAAGGACCAGGAUCAAAUUCAUGAGGACCACAGAAGUAUCCAGAAGAUCCAGUGUUGUUUGGACAAGAUGUGCUUCAUCUACAAACAGUUCAAGAAAUCUAGGAUGAGGCCAGGACUCAUCUACAAUGAGGAGCAGAUCCACAAGCUGGAGAAGUGAGAUUUUUCUCAUUUAGCCAAGAGGCUCCUGCAGGUGUUCCAGGAGGAGUGUGUGCAGAAGUAUCAGGUGUUGCUGGUCACACACGGCAAGCAGAUAAGGCAGGUUCAGAAGGCCCAGAACCACCUGCACCUCAUUGGCUGCUCUGUGGCUGCCUAUAACUCAGAGGCCUGGGAAGCUCAGGAGAGCCUGAGUAAGAUCUUUGAUCAGCUCCUUCUGGACAGAGCUUCUGGACAGGGGGCUCAGGUCUCACCACAAUCCAUGGCUCCACAUCCCAGCCCUGAUUCAAAGGACUUGGUCUUUCAAGUGCAGGAGCUUUGUAAUGAUAUGAAGCUAUUGGCCUUUGAUCUCCAGGACAACAACUGCCUCAUCGAAUGGCUACACAGAGUCCCAUCAGCACCAGAUGUCUGAGCUUUCUGGGAAUACACAAGGCACAAGGGUACAUUAGAACCACUCAUACUAUACCCCUACACUGUGAGACCAAAUUCAGGGCAAGUUCUGGUCCCAUCUCACCAGCCUACCUCCCUCUUGGCCACUGGCCAACAAAGUAGCAGUACUUUUGAAAGAAUCAGACUAACUUUGUAACUUAUGUUUCUUUUAAUUGCCUUAUAACUUAUAUUUUCAAGUUUUAGGCCCAUGUUAAUUAAAGCCUCUUAGUGCUUCUCCAGAGAACAGAGGAAUGUAAAAGUUCCUGACAUUAGCCAUCUGUAAGGACAGGAUAAGGAAGAGAACAAGCAGAGAUAUCUACUAAGUGGAGAGAAAUUCACUGGCUGGUCAGCGCCUAUGAGAUAAACUUUGUUUAGAAACUGGGCCAAAUGGCCCCAAUCCUUCUCCUGAAUAGCUCCUGACCUUUGACCCAAAGCCUAUAGCCCCCACUCCUCAGAACAGACGUGGGAUGAGUUAAUCACUCUCCCACCUUUAACUGCAGCUAUAUCUCAUAUGGCAGGAAAUUCCAAACUGACUUGAAGAUCAGAUAUU